Papilio polytes (common Mormon) is the source of this 3168-nucleotide messenger RNA. RefSeq names its product transient receptor potential channel pyrexia (gene pyx). NCBI's taxonomy places the organism in Eukaryota, Metazoa, Arthropoda, Insecta, Lepidoptera, Papilionidae. Gene Ontology annotation, molecular function: protein binding; monoatomic ion channel activity. The record is from RefSeq and is a predicted model, not a curated record. The transcript is spliced from 14 exons. The coding region runs from base 327 to 3119 and encodes 930 amino acids. Gene Ontology annotation, biological process: transmembrane transport; monoatomic ion transport. Gene Ontology annotation, cellular component: membrane.
AACUAUGUUAAUGAUAUAGAUAAUGAGAAUUGACAUUAAAUAUAUGUAAACUGACAUCGCGAGCAAAACUGGGAGCUUUUUACUGACAAAUCAGUGGCUAUAACUUUUCACUCAUUUGAAAAUUGUGCGUGGGAGUUUUGGCGCCGAAGUUAACGUGACAUUUUUAUAUUAAACGGUGAAUCGAUAAAUUACAAAGACGUAUUUCGCGUAAGAGAUGACGAAAAAAAAGUUUAAUUUGAAAUUGCCGGCGUGAGAGGCGCGUGCGCAGAAUCAGUCUACAGUGUAGCGUAGGCGAUCUUUAUCAACUAGUCUUCAUAAUACAAGCGAUGCCGUCGAAAAUUAUAAAAAAGAACAGCAAAGGAAAAAAGUUAUACCGCGAGGGUAGCGUGCGAUGGCGAGGCGGCAUGAGCGAGGUGGCCGAGGACUCGGACGAUGGCGACCCGGCCUACAUUUCCAGUGACGAAUCCGCGCACGGAGUCGACCCCGCCGAGACCUUCCGUGUUAAACCAUCCAGAGAUAUAUGGGAAUUGGAGGACAUACUGGACGUUUUACGUCAACUGCCACAUACUGAGGAGUUGCUGACAAUAUUGGAGUCGGGGCACUAUGAUGACGUAAUCAACUUUAUAAUGGAAACAAAUCCAAAAUUCAGUAUGAAGACUUCGAUGCUUUGGGCAUGCUGGCUUGGUAGAAGCUCGCUGCUGACAAGGCUACUAAAGCUUGGAGCAGAUCCUAACAGCGCAGAUGGCUCUGGAAGAACAUGUUUACAUCUGAGCUGUUUGGUGGCCAACGAGGAAUGUGUCAAAUUAUUACUGGACCACGGAGCGGAUCCGAAUAAAUGGGAUUCCCUAAGUGAAAAGAAGGCGACACCGUUGCACUGUGCUGCAAGCGCUAAAUGUUUGAAAUGUGUCAAAGUGUUAAUAAAUCACGGUGCGGAUGUGAAUGCGGGCCUGAGCGAUCGUUCUCCGUUGCAUUACGCGGUGCUGAGCGACGCGCCUGAGGUUGUUGGUGCAUUGCUGGAAGCGGGCGCCUGUCCUGACACACCCCAGGUGUUCACGGAGACUCCCCUGCAUGUAGCGGCGUCUUUAGGUUCGGAUUCGUGUAUGAAGCUACUUUUAGACGCGGGCGCUGACGUGAGGGCGGCGCUGGGGCCCGGCAGGACGACGGCCCUACACCUGGCGGCCGUGGACGGACAUGCGGAAUGUGCGAGGCUGUUGCUAGACCAUGGAGCAUAUAUAGACUGUCCCAAUUCCAGAGGACAGACGUCGUUGCACCUCGCUACUCUAGCGCAAUCCAUAGAGGUGGUGGAACUGCUGGUUGGCAGACGAGCAGAUGUGAAGGCGAGGGACAUAGAUGGUCGUACACCGUUACACGGGUCAAUUGUGCGAGGUGCGCGUGCUUGUGACGUGGCUCGGCUACUUCUCUCCGUGGGGGCGGAUCCCAACGCACCGGAUAAUUUUGGAUACACCCCCCUACAUAUUGCCGCGUUGAACGAGUUCUCUGCGUGCGUUUUGUUAUUAUUAGAUUACGGUGGAGACGUGACUCUACGUACAAAUGGGGGAGUGUCAGCGCUAUCAUUCAUAGUACGGAGGGUACCAGACGUGGUGCCUAGAUACCUGAGGAAGUUUGAUGACGCGGUACACGUCAGCGAGCAUGAGCUGGGCGAUGUUGACUGCGAAUUUACUAUUGACUUCAGGCCAUUAGUGCCGUGUUUAUCGCGAGGGGAAGCUGAACUACUACUGGCUUUCAUAGAGGUCGGUCAUAAAGACGUUCUCAAACACCCGGUCGCGGAGACAUUUCUGUUUUUAAAAUGGCGACGAAUAAGAAAAUUCUUCGUAUUGAGUUUUGUGUACCACGCGCUGUUUAUAACACUCUACAGCAUCUACAUAUUACAAAUAUUUCUCUGUGAAGACGUGACGUGUGCCGUGCCAUCAUAUCUACGCCCUGUGCAAUACCUGAUCCUACUUCUAAAUCUAUGCUUCAUGUGCAAAGAGCUGUUCCAAGCUUGUCUUGAUUAUUCCGCGUAUAUUCGACAAUGGGAGAAUUGGUUGCAAAUAUUAAUUAUCAUAGGAGUAUUCCUGUGUACGGUGCCGACUUGGUACAUGGAAGAUGGGGUGGCAAAGAGCACAUCUAAUUGGCAACACGAUGUCGCUGCUAUAACUAUAUUCUUCUGUUGGCUGGAGCUGAUGAUGAUCAUAGGACGUUUCCCUACAUUCGGAUUAUAUGUGCAAAUGUUUACUACAGUAACGGUGAAUUUCGCAACAUUUCUCCUUGCAUACAGUUGCCUGUUAAUAGCAUUCGGUCUGGCGUUCAGCGUGCUCUUUAGUAACUACCCUGCGUUCCAUCUACCGGCUGGUCUGGUGAAGACCGUUAUGAUGAUGUCAGGAGAACUGGAGUAUGAGGAUAUAUUCUACAGCAACGGCACGGAUUCGCAGAUACAUUAUCCGUUCACUGCGCAUGGAAUGUUCUUGAUAUUUGUUGUACUAGUCACUGUUAUAUUGACCAACUUACUUGUUGGUUUGGCUGUUAGUGAUAUACAGGCAUUACAAGAAAGCGCCGGCCUGGAUAGAUUAGUGCGUCAAACUCAAUUAGUGGCACAUCUGGAGAGUAUGCUGUUCAGUCCAUUGCUGACGUGUGCGCCUAGACAACUAUUGGCUGUGUUGCGAUGGGGGGCGUUGUUGACUGCAACCCAUAUACGAACAUUGAACAUACGACCCAAUGACCCGAGGGAAAACAGGAUACCAAAGGAACUAAUAUCAUCCAUUUACAAAAUGGUAGCCAGUCGACACAGUACAAAAAAGAGUAUAAGAAGAAAUAAUAACUACGAAUGUCGCAUACGGAGAUGUAAAGAAGACGAUGACGUAGAAAGACAAGUGGUAAAGAGAAAAAGCAAUCUGUACGAUCAGUUUUCAUUAGAGAACCAACAAGUUGAGCGAAGGAAGAAGACUUCAUCGUCCGUGGAAAGGAACAGACCAAUGUCUUUCACAAUUAAUGCAAUACAAGAAAUAUGUAUGGUAGAUAUUAAGACGCAAUUAGCAGAUUUGACAAAGAAAAUUAAUAAGUUAGUGGAAAGUACAGAAUCACGUCUAGCGAUCAUAGAAAAUAAACUAGAUAACAGAUAAAGUUUAAAAAAAAUAAAUUUCAGAAACAACAGGAAAUUAUUCUUAUUUA